Telopea speciosissima is the source of this 1498-nucleotide messenger RNA. RefSeq names its product anthocyanin 5-aromatic acyltransferase-like. The record is from RefSeq and is a predicted model, not a curated record. The transcript is spliced from 2 exons. NCBI's taxonomy places the organism in Eukaryota, Viridiplantae, Streptophyta, Magnoliopsida, Proteales, Proteaceae. Bases 24 to 1469 code for a protein of 481 amino acids.
UCAUUCAGACCAUCACCUGCUUCAUGGCUGCAUUCAAACCAGUGAAGGUUCUCGACCAGUGCAAAGUCGCCCCACCUCCAGGCUCAGUCACUCCGACCUGCACUACUAACCCUCUUUCGUUCUUGGAUAUAUUUUGGUUAGCACUAACACCAGUGGAAACUCUGUAUUUCUAUGAAUUCCCCAACCCAAUAUCUCAUUUCACUGAAUCUCUCCUUCCCCAGCUCAAACACUCACUCUCUUCCACCCUCAUCCACUUCUACCCUUUAUCAGGAAAUAUCUCGUGGCCUCAUGAACCCAAUCAGCCUAUGAUCUGUUACACUGAAGGAGACUCUGUCUCUUUCACCGUUGCUGAGUCCGACGCAGAUUUCUAUCAUCUUUCUUCCAAUCAUCCAAAAGACGCCAUAGAAUCACGCCUAUUAGUGCCUCACUUGUCUACAUCUGGACCUAUUCUCCCCAUUUUAGCAAUACAAGUUACAGUUUUCCCAAAUACUGGAAUCUGUAUUGCGUUAGCACGUAACCAUUCUUCUUGCGAUGGAAGAGGAUUCAACCAUUUCAUGAGGACAUGGUCUUCGAUCUCCAAAUUAGGAGCUCCAUCUCUGUUACCUGAGUCCCUACCAUUCUUGGAUAGAACUGUGACAGAGGAGCACGACGAUGGCAUGUUAAAGAUGUUCAUGGACAUGUUGGAUAGAAUAAUGGGUUCAGAAUCAGUUUCUGGGAAUCGAAUUUUAAGAGCGAUGGAUUCGGAACUCCAACCCAACAUGGUUCGAGCUACGUUUGAGCUAAAUGAAGCAAACAGUAAGAGACUCAAGGAAUGGGUUUUCGCUCAAUACAAGAAAGACGAACAAACAGAGACAAGAAGAUCAAUUCCCCCAUCAAGAUUGGUGGCGAUGUGCGCUUACACUUGGAUUUGUUUGCUUGAAGCAGAAGCAAAAACGGGUGAGUCCAACACUAACAAUAUGACUCUGUUUGGGAUUAAUGUCGAUUGCAGGGCUCGGCUGAACCCUCCAAUCCCAGAAACAUAUUUGGGAAAUUGCGUCAGACCUUGUGUGGUGAUUGCUGAUAAGACUGAUUUGAUGAGAGGAGGAGGUGGAGAAGUAGGUGUGGCAGCACAGAUGAUAGGAGAUGCGGUUCAUGAGAUGGAGAAAGGAGUUUUGAAAGGCUUGCCGGAUACCGUUUCUGACUACUUUGAUUUGCCGCCGGGUCGAUAUUUGGCAACUGCAGGGUCGCCACAGUUUGGGUAUUACAAGACAGAUUUUGGGUUUGGGAGGCCAAAGAAGGUGGAGAUGGCAUCCAUUGAUAGAUCAGGAGCCAUGUUUCUGAAAGAGAGCUCUAAUGAAGACGAUGGGAUUGAGUUUGAUUUGGUUCUCAACAGACAGGAAAUGGAUGCCUUUGUUUCUCUGUUUGCUGAUGGGCUUAAUGCUCUGAGUGAGUAUUCUUUAUGUCCCUCAACCCCUCGUUCCCUUCUCUAGGCCAAAAGUCCUCGGGGUAGAAGUAUUUU